Rhodotorula graminis WP1 is the source of this 872-nucleotide messenger RNA. RefSeq lists its product as uncharacterized. The record is from RefSeq and is a predicted model, not a curated record. Bases 1 to 741 code for a protein of 246 amino acids. Gene Ontology annotation, molecular function: GTPase activity; GTP binding. Gene Ontology annotation, biological process: regulation of endocytosis. Gene Ontology annotation, cellular component: endosome. Lineage: Eukaryota; Fungi; Basidiomycota; Microbotryomycetes; Sporidiobolales; Sporidiobolaceae. The transcript has 8 exons.
AUGUCGGACCGCUCAUCCGCGUUGAGUGCCACAGAGCUGCCAGAGCUGUACGACUAUCUCUGCAAGCUCAUCGUCAUCGGCGACUCGGGCGUCGGCAAGUCGUGCCUGCUGCACUACUUCCUCAACGACAAGAUCCGGGAUCCCUCGCCGCACACUAUCGGCGUCGAGUUCGCGAGCACCCUCAUGCGCCUGCCGUCCUCUCUUCCUCCUUCCGCCGGCGCCGCACCGGGCGCUACGUCGAGCAAGACCCUCAAGGUGCAGUGCUGGGAUUCGGCGGGUCAAGAGCGGUUCCGGAGCGUGACUCGUAAUUACUACAGAGGCGCCUGCGGCGCCGUAAUCGUAUACGACAUCACGAGCCGAAAAUCGUUCGAGGCGUUGCAGAGCUGGCUGUCGGACGCCCGAGCGCUUGCGUCGCCCGAGCUCCAGGUCGUCGUUGUCGGCAACAAGAUGGACCAGGAGGACGACCGGCAAGUGCCGUACCUCGAGGGGAGCAGAUGGGCGCAGGACCACGGCGCGCUGUUUGUCGAGACGUCGAGUCGGCGGGGCGACAACGUCGAGCAGCCGUUCAUCCUCCUCGCGCGCGCCAUCCUCCUCGCUGUCGAGUCGGGCAAGCUCGACCCGGACAAGGCGGGCUCGGGCGUGUCGUACGGCGAGCGGGCACUGCGGCGGAUCAGCAGCUGGAGUGGGAGCCUGAACGGCGGGACCAGCAAGGGCAAGUUGCUCGGCGGCAAGUGCUGCUGAGGUCCUCGCGCUCGUUCCUCUUCUUUCUCGCCCUCGCCCUCGCACGACGUUCGCCUCUCCUCCCCUACCUUAUCGUCGCCGUCGUGUCUCUGUAGCCGAACCCACGUAAUCUGUCAUCCACCGUCGCACUG